Mauremys mutica (yellowpond turtle) is the source of this 2645-nucleotide messenger RNA. RefSeq names its product zinc finger protein 239-like. The coding region runs from base 1294 to 2229 and encodes 311 amino acids. Gene Ontology annotation, molecular function: DNA-binding transcription repressor activity, RNA polymerase II-specific. Lineage: Eukaryota; Metazoa; Chordata; Testudines; Geoemydidae. The transcript is spliced from 2 exons. Gene Ontology annotation, biological process: negative regulation of transcription by RNA polymerase II. The record is from RefSeq and is a predicted model, not a curated record.
AGGGAGCUGCAGGAUGGGCUUCUGCUAGAGGGGGAGGGGCAGGAAUUACGCAGAGCGAGGAAGGGGGAGGACAGGCUGGGCCUACCCUGCUGGGCCCUGGUUAAUCUGGGGCUUGUUUUUUCAGAGGAGGCCCAUUGGGUGGGAGGAAUUCGCCCAUUUCUGGAACAGGAAACAAUCCCCUUGGGCAGGGCUGGGAAGGAAAACUUAACAGAUCCCUGGUGCUGCAGCCUGAACCUACCAGCCGGAGGCUGCUCUGGAAUAUGAAGGGGGCACCCAGGGGAGAGGCCCCGGCGAGAGGCCCCGUCCCCUCACCCCCAGCUGCUGGGAGUAAGGAGGGUGUUGGCAUUCCUGUCCCUGGAUCCUGCUCCGGGUCUCCAUCUCCUGUGCCAGCCUCUGGCUAGUGGGUGUAAGAUAAACAGGAAAGCUCCUGCUCUCCUCCCGUGGGAACGUGGCUGGGGCAGCAGGUGCUGAGUGGGGGACUCUUGUGUCAGAUGCCGGUGACCUUCGAGGAGGUGGCUGUGUAUUUCACCCAGGGGCAGGGGGCUCUGCUGGACCCCGCUCAGAGAGCCCUCUACAGGGACAUCAUGCAGGAGACCCAUGAGACUGUGACCUCGCCGGAUAAGGGAUUCCCGUCCCCUUGGUUAUUGGAAGCUAGGGGAGGGAGGUCUGUGAUGUGGCUUGUGGUCCCUUAGAUUUCAAGGCUCCAAUGUCCCCAGAUCCAGUGUGAGGGAGACUUUACUCUCUUUGCCUUCUUCCAUGAGGUCAGGAAGUCAGAAAUACAAUGGAGAGGAUUAUUCAUUCCCAUCCCAACAGCUUUCAAGGGGGCAGAAGCAGCGCAUUGACCUGCCUGUAUUAAUUCUCACUCACACACAGAAUCCCUGUCCCCCUCCCCUCCUGGGACUAGCUCCAUCUGUGAGGAGGGCUCUGGAGACAGGAAAAGGCAGGGGCUGAAUGUCAGCAAAUCCCCUAGAGUGCCCAGAUCCUGGAGGCCCCCCCUCCAGACAUCUGCCUCUCCCAAGGGGGAUCAGUGACCAUGUUCCUGUCCGUUCAGAGUCCGUGUCCCCCACAGCCCAGCACAGGGCCAGGUUAAAAUCAAGGAAUGUUCUUUGUAACACAUCCGACCUCUUCCAAUGCUUGACACACCCUGAUCAUGCCUGAUUUUCCCCCCUCCCCCUUCCCAAGCCUGACCUGAUCUCCCAGCUGGAACGAGGGGAAGAGCCGUGGGUCCUGGAUACCCAGGCCUCCAAGGAAAGGGAGAUCUCAAGAGACGCCCACGCCGCAGGUGAUGGGAGGAUGAGUAAGAACAAGGAGGAGAAUUCUCAGCAGGAAGCGGCUGAGGAAGUGGAACUGCACAAAACUUUAUCAGGAAGACCCAAAGGGAAUUUUUUCCAGAGUCAUGAGCAGGGAAAAGCCUGGGAGAUACCACACAAGUCAGAGAAGUGGCAGGGAAACGAGCCAGGGAAGAAAGUGGGUAAAACCACUAAUUGUAAGGGAAAUGGCAAGGACCUUGAGGAAACCGCAGCCCAGCAGAGAAUCCACAGAGACGGAAGAAAAAACACAUGCACCAAGUGUGGGAAAAGCUUCAGUCGUAGCUCAAACCUUGUUUCCCAUUGGAGAAUCCACACAGGAGAGAGGCCGUAUAAAUGUAGCGAGUGCGGGAAAAGCUUCAACCAGAGCUCCAACCUUAUUUCCCAUCAGAGAAUUCACACGGGAGAGAGACCCUAUAAAUGUCUGGACUGUGGGGAAAACUUCAACCAGAGCUCAGACCUCAUCACACAUCAGAGACUGCACACGGGAGAGAAACCAUAUAAAUGUUUUAGGUGUGGAAAAACUUUCAAUCAGAGCUCAAAUCUGAUUUCACAUCAGCGAAUUCACACUCGAGAGAGGCCCUAUAAAUGCCUGGAGUGUGCGGAAAGUUUUGACUGGAGCACCCAACUUAUUAGACACCAGCUAAUCCACACAGGAGACAGACCCUAUAAAUGCCUCGAAUGUGGGAAAAGCUUUAGUGACAGCUCAGCCCUUAUUACACAUCAGCGAACCCACACGGGAGAGAAGCCCUAUAAAUGCCUCGAGUGCGAGAAAAGCUUCAACCAGAGCUCCACCCUGAUUAGACACAAGAGGACUCACACGGGAGAAAAGCCCUAUAAAUGCUCAGACUGCGGGAAACGUUUCAGUCAGAGCUCGAACCUAAUUACGCAUCAGAGACUCCACUCAGGAGAGAAACCGUGAAUGUGGGUGAUGCUUCAGUUGGAAUUCAAUCACAUUAUCCAACAGCAAAUUCAGACAGGGAAGAGAGCUCGUAAAUGUCCUUAGCAUGGGAAAGAUUUCAGCUGGAGCAAACACUAUACUGGACAUCAGCAACUCCAGCAGAGUUGAACCUGAGCUGUUAGUGGCCAUAGGCACUGACUCCAUGGGUGCUCCGGGGCUGGAGCACCCACAAGGAAAAAUUGGUGGGUGCUUAGCAUGCACCAGCAGCUCCCCGCCCCCCUGCCCCAGCUCACCUCUGCCUCCUCCCGUGGGCACACCGCGUGCCAGCUUUUCCCCUCUGGCUCCCAGCGCUUGUGCCGUGAAACAGCUGAUUCACGCAGCAAGCGCUGGGAAGGAGAGGGAAUACCGUGCGCUGGGGGAAGAGGCGGGGGCGGGGC